This is a messenger RNA of Oncorhynchus mykiss (rainbow trout), 1423 nucleotides long. Its product is annotated as transmembrane inner ear expressed protein-like. Gene Ontology annotation, biological process: sensory perception of sound; inner ear morphogenesis. NCBI's taxonomy places the organism in Eukaryota, Metazoa, Chordata, Actinopteri, Salmoniformes, Salmonidae. The record is from RefSeq and is a predicted model, not a curated record.
AGGAGAGAGGACACCCUCUUUCCUCUUCAGCACCCCUCUCUGACCAUCAAUCAUCCAGGGCCAUUGUGGUCCUAUCCAGGGUAGCCUGCAGCGCAACCACACAGCCCAGCCACCCAGCCAGGCAGGCAGAAGAGAGGAGAGGAGAGGAGAGAGGGGGCAACGAGCUGUAGCCUUCAGGGAGAAAGGAAAGUGGAAAAUAAUGGCAGCCGGGGAACGGCCUUCUUCCUGUCCUCUUCUCCAGCCAGUGAUGCUGGGCUUGGAGGCAGCGCUGCUCUCCUUCUGCAUCUCCACUGUAUUCUCCCAGGUCCCAGACCCAGAGCUUUUACCGACAGAUCCCCCAAAGAAGCCAGACCCAGUCACUUCAGAAACAGUCGUGUUCUGGGGACUGCGGUUAUGGCAGGUUAUUGGCAUCUUCUCUAUGUUUAUUCUAGCAGUCAUCAUAACCCUAUGCUGCAUCUUCAAAUGCCGUAUCCCCAGGACAAAGAAGGAGAUUGAGGCGCGACAUGCUCAGAGAGUAGCAGCUAAGGACUACGCCAACACACUGGAGACAGUGCCUCCUCUCAACGAGCUCACAGAGAUCCCAGGAGCGUUCCUGGACACUGCAUCCCUCCCAACGGUCUCUGAGCAGCAGCCAGCUCCCAGUGGUGAGAGAGGAGGUGGUGCUCACUGGUUCCCUCACUCAGCCUGAGACUGGAUGACUUUCCUCCCUCCUUCUUAUCACUCAGCCUGAGACUGGAUUACGUCCAUCCCUCCGUUUCCUACUUCUUAUUGUUUCUUCUCAACUUCCCUCUCUCCACAUUCCUAUUUAUGUUCUGACAAAAUGGGAAAUCCACUAGAGGGAAUAUUGGAGCAUGAAGCUCAGCAUUCAGUAAUUCACAAAAAAGGAAUGAAUAGCUGAAUAGAAUAGUUCAUUGAGUAACUCCGCGUUAGUCAUUACUUCCCAGAAAGAAUGACUUGGAGAUUGUUGAGAAUAUUGCCGGCUGAAGAGUUACAAUUGUAGGUGUUAAGUACUUGAAAUGGGUUUUCACUAUUUCCUCAUCUGCUCUUUGUUGAUAUACUCAUCCUUGUCGAUCACACAUUUUUAUAUUUUUUUUAAUUUUACCAUCAUUUAACUAGGCAAGUCAGUUAAAAACAAAUUCUUAUUUUCAAUGACGGCCUAGGAACAGUGGGUUAACUGCCUGUUCAGGGGCAGAACCUUGUCAGCUCGGGGGUUUGAACGCUCUAACCACUAGGCUACCCUGUACAUUGAUUGUACAUUGGACACAGAACUGCAAGUUCAGUAUCUGGUAGCCAACUGUGGAUUAUGAAAAAAUGUAGAUUAAUCUUUAAGGCUUCUGUCAGUGAUGUUGCAUGUCUAUUCCUUGUCAUUCGUUGUUUUUCCUUCUCUUCCUCUGACUCAAUCUGUAAGCUUGGCUUUGAAUAA